This is a messenger RNA of Pistacia vera, 4705 nucleotides long. Its product is annotated as ABC transporter B family member 19-like. NCBI's taxonomy places the organism in Eukaryota, Viridiplantae, Streptophyta, Magnoliopsida, Sapindales, Anacardiaceae. Gene Ontology annotation, cellular component: membrane. The coding region runs from base 1 to 4653 and encodes 1550 amino acids. Gene Ontology annotation, biological process: transmembrane transport. The record is from RefSeq and is a predicted model, not a curated record. Gene Ontology annotation, molecular function: ATP binding; ATP hydrolysis activity; ABC-type transporter activity. The transcript has 9 exons.
AUGGCUGACUCUUCCUUCGAUAUUGAUUACUCCUCCUCUCACACCUAUCGCCGCCAACGCCACACUACACCCAUUAGUGCACGCUAUGUGUCACGUUCUACUUCACCAUUCAGCUCUCGCCACACGUCAUCCAGCAAUCAUGCUCCACGUAGAAUACGCCCUCCUACUCCAGCCACACCUUUUGCCAGGGAUGAUGACAUGUCCUGGCAAGGGGAGGUUUCAUGGCAAUUUGAGCCUUCUGGUUGGCAGGAUAGCAGAACCUUGGGAGCAGCUUUAAGCCCUUGGACAGCAACUACCACCCCAGUGAACAGUAAUAUUUUUAGAAGAUCAGCUCAUGACUUUUAUCUUUCGUGUACUUCUGGUGGAUUUCAGAGCCGUACAAAUCCGUAUUACGACGAUUCUAGCUAUAGUGCAGUGCCUUCCGGGAGGCUUGAACUCCAAAGCUUUGUUGCUAAGGAUAAUGACAGUACCUUGUUUAGCAAGGAACACAAUUUGGGUGGUCAUGGUAAGUCUCAUCAGGGAAUAUCUAGACUGCAAAUUAUUAAGGAGGGAACUAGUAGUAGACCUGUUAGUCCACUGGCUAAUGAAGAUGAACUGAGUAUGAUUGAUUAUGACACAAUGGAGGAUGUGGAGAAGCAGGUUCACUUAUCAAACACUGAUCAUCAUCACCAUAGACAUAAUGAUCCCCGCUGGCAUUCAGUAUCACGUUCUUAUAUGGAAGAUGAUGGGGAUGGUGCUAGUCAUGUUGAUCAUCAUGGUAUUUCACAUGGUGGGCGCCAUCAAAUGAGGCACAAAAUGGACAAUUUUGAAGAUGAGUUGCAGCAUAGGCGUCAUGGUCACACUGCUUGGCAAUCAACUAGUCAUCAUUAUGGCGGUGGUAAUGAUCGCUACAAGGACGUUGAACUGGUUUCAGUUGACAAUGAUGAGGACGAUGAAGAGGAUGAUGAUCAAGAAGUAGCAAAGCCAGUCAGUUUGUUUAGCUUGUUUAAGUACUCAACAAAACUGGAUAUAGUUCUUGUAAUUUUGGGUUGCCUAGGGGCUCUGAUUAAUGGAGGAUCUCUUCCUUGGUACUCUUUUCUUUUUGGAAAUUUUGUGAAUAAAAUUGCUACUGAAUCACCUGAGCAGAUGAUGAAGGGUGUAGACAAGAUAUGUUUACAAAUGAUUGGAUUUGCAGCAAUAGUGGUGGUGGGAGCAUACUUGGAGAUCACCUGUUGGCGAUUGGUGGGGGAGCGAUCAACUCAGCGAAUAAGAACCAUGUAUCUAAGAGCAGUUCUGCGGCAGGAUAUCGGUUUUUUUGACACUAAAGUCAGCACUAGUGAGCUUAUGCAUGGAAUUUCAAGUGAUGUUGCACAAAUCCAAGAAGUUAUGGGAGAAAAGAUGGCACAUUUCAUUCAUCAAAUCUUUACCUUCAUCUGCGGUUAUACAGUUGGGUUCACACGCUCAUGGAAAGUAUCGCUUGUAGUUUUCUCUGUCACCCCAUUAAUGAUGUUCUGUGGCCUUGCUUAUAAGGCUGUUUAUGUCGGUCUAGCUUCAAAGGAAGAGGCCACAUAUCGAAAAGCUGGCAGCGUUGCAGAGCAAGCAAUUAGUUCAAUCAGAACAGUAUUUUCUUUCGUUGCAGAGGAUCAUUUGGGUUCGAGAUAUGCUGAUUUAUUGUCAAAAUCUUUACCAUUUGGAAUAAAGAUAGGAUUUGCUAAGGGUGGGGGAAUAGGAGUUAUCUAUUUGGUUACUUAUGCAACAUGGGCAUUAGCUUUCUGGUAUGGGUCUCUCUUAGUUGCUAGGAAAGAAAUCACUGGAGGUGCAGCCAUUGCUUGUUUCUUUGGUGUCAAUGUAGGUGGAAGGGGCUUGGCAUUGUCACUGUCAUAUUUUGCUCAAUUCGCACAAGGCACUGUAGCAGCUGGUCGUGUGUUUGGAAUCAUAGACAGAGUUCCAGAUAUAGAUCCUUACAACCACAUUGGCAGGACAAUAUCAAGUGUCCGGGGAAGGAUUGAGUUCAAGGGGGUUACUUUUGUAUAUCCAUCUCGUCCGGAUGCUGUAAUUCUCCAGUCUCUCAAUUUAGUUAUACCAUCUUCAAAGACUACUGCACUUGUCGGGGCUAGUGGGGGUGGCAAAUCCACUAUUUUUGCUCUCAUAGAAAGGUUUUAUGAUCCUACUAAGGGUGUGAUCACUUUGGAUGGCCAUGAUUUAAGGUCAUUGCAAGUCCAAUGGCUAAGAAGGCAGAUUGGUAUGGUUGGCCAGGAACCAGUUCUCUUUGCCACCAGCAUAUUGGAAAAUGUUAUGAUGGGUAAGGAGAAUGCCACCACAAAAGAAGCAAUUGCCGUUUGCAAAGCUGCCAAUGCUCACAAAUUCAUCUCUGAGCUGCCACAAGGCUAUGAAACACAGGUUGGAGACAGAGGAACUCAACUGUCAGGGGGCCAAAAACAGCGCAUUGCACUGGCUCGCGCCAUGAUCAAAGACCCUAAAAUCCUUCUCUUAGAUGAGCCAACCAGUGCCUUAGACGCGGAGUCUGAGUCCAUUGUGCAACAAGCCAUUGACAAGAUCUCUGCUGGAAAGACAACCAUUGUCAUUGCUCAUAGGUUGGCAACAGUUAAAAAUGCCAACACAAUUGUUGUUCUUGAUCGUGGCUCUGUUGUUGAGAUUGGUGAUCAUCGUCAACUAAUGGAAAAGACUGGGGCCUAUUAUGAUCUUGUCAAGCUCGCUUCUCAAGCACUGUCAAAACCUUUAUCAAAAGAAAAAUCCGCUAAGAGCAUGGAGUUUUCCAUGUAUGAGAAAUCAGUUAAUGAUGUAUCAAGAUCAAAGUAUGAAAAUGAGAUUUCAAGAUCUAAGUACUUAAAAUCUAUGCAAGAAGAGAACCAAGUAGACGAGGAAGCUCAACAAAAACCAAGGCCUAGAAAAUUCAAACUUUUGGAGAUGUGGAAUCUACAAAGACCUGAGGUUACCAUGCUUUUACCAGGAUUUGUCAUGGGCAUGCUGGCAGGUGCUAUUCUCUCCAUCUUUCCUUUGAUUCUAGGCCAAGGUCUACAGGUUUACUUCGAUGAUACCCCAUCGAAGUUGAAAAGAGAUGUUGGUUACCUCUCUUUAGCACUGCUGGGGCUUGGUUUUGGGUGUAUAACUUUCAUGACACUCCAGCAAGGUUUCUGUGGCUGGGCUGGAACAAGGCUCACAAUGAGAGUCAGAGACCUUUUGUUUCGUUCAAUACUGAAACAAGAACCUGGUUGGUUUGAUUUUGAAGAGAAUUCCACAGGAGUUCUUGCGUCAAGGCUCUCAAUUGAUUGCCUCAGCUUCAGGUCAGUCCUUGGUGAUCGAUUCUCAGUAUUGUUCAUGGGUAUUAGCUCAGCUGCUGUUGGUCUUGGAGUGUCAUUUUUCCUUAAUUGGAGACUCACACUUUUGGCUGCUGCUCUCACUCCUUUCACUCUUGGUGCAAGCUACUUGAGCUUGAUCAUUAACAUUGGACCAAAACUAGAUAACAAUGCCUAUGCUAAAGCUAGCAGCAUUGCCUCUGGUGCAGUUUCAAAUAUAAGAACAGUAACAACAUUUUCUGCUCAAGACGAGCUAGUUAAGUCCUUUGAUAGAGCUUUAUCAGAACCAAGGAAAAAAUCAGUACAGAAGUCACAAAUUCUAGGCCUAACACUUGGUUUCUCUCAAGGUGCAAUGUAUGGUGCAUACACAAUGAUUCUUUGGUUUGGUGCUUACCUUGUGACAAUAAACGAAGGAAAUUUUGGGGAGGUAUACAAAAUCUUCCUCAUUCUUGUGCUAAGUUCAUUUUCUGUUGGACAAUUGGCUGGUCUGGCGCCGGAUACAUCCAUGGCAGGUACAGCUAUUCCUUCUGUUCUUGACAUCAUUAAACGUAGGCCAAUGAUCGACAAUGAUAGGGAAAGAGGUAAGAAAGUUGAAAGAUCCAAACCAUGGGAGGUUGACUUCAAAAAGGUAACCUUUGCAUACCCAUCUAGGCCUGAAGUGUUGGUGCUAAAAGAAUUUGGUUUAAAGGUCAAAGGUGGAAGCAUGGUGGCAUUAGUUGGAGGAAGUGGUUCAGGAAAAUCAACUGUCAUAUGGCUAAUUCAAAGGUUUUAUGAUCCAAAUCAAGGGAAGGUGAUGAUUGGAGGGGUGGAUUUGAGAGAGGUCAAUGUUAAGUGGCUGAGGAGGCAAAUUGCUUUGGUUGGUCAAGAACCUGCAUUAUUUGCUGGGAGUAUAAGAGAAAAUAUUGCACUUGGGAACCCAAAUGCUUCAUGGGCUGAAAUUGAAGAAGCUGCAGAAGAAGCUUACAUACACAAGUUCAUCAGUAGCCUUCCUCAAGGCUAUGAAACACAGGUUGGCGAGAGUGGAGCUCAAUUAUCUGGUGGCCAAAAACAAAGGAUUGCAAUAGCAAGGGCUAUACUCAAAAAAUCAAGGGUGUUGCUUCUAGAUGAAGCAAGUAGUGCAUUAGACUUAGAGUCAGAGAAGCAUGUUCAAGAUGCACUUAGGAAGGUAUCCAAGAGGGCCACCACCAUUGUGGUGGCUCACCGCCUCUCAACAAUCAGAGAAGCCAACACGAUCGCUGUCGUAAGAAAUGGCGCCGUGGUGGAGUACGGCAGCCAUGACACCCUCUUGGCCUCCCACCUCAAUGGUGUCUAUGCUAGCUUGGUCCGAGCUGAAACUGAAGCCAAUGCAUUUGCAUGACCAACUAGUCUAUUCUAUUGUAAGAGUAAAUGUGUAAACUGAUGAACUUGGU